AUGCUCACGGGCGCGACGAGCGCGGAGGAGGUGCUCGAGUCGCACGCGAGCGACGCGUUGGCGCUGCUGAAAGUCUUCGACGACGCGAGCGAGACGAUCGGAAGCGAUGCGACGCGCGUGUUGGACGUCGGCAGCGGCGCGGGACUGCCGGGGAUCCCGCUCGCGAUCGCGCGACCGGGAUGGCGGUUCACGCUGUUGGACACGCUGCGAAAGCGGACGAAUUUUCUGGAGGCGACGACGCGGGAAAUCGGAUUGACGAACGUGGACGUCGUCUGGGGACGGGCGGAGGAUUUAGGACGAGAUGAGAAGUGGAGAGAGAGUUUUGACGUCGUCACGGCGCGCGCGGUGGCGGAGUUGAGGGUCUUGGCGGAGUUUUGCGUUCCGCUGGCGCGCGUCGGUGGGUAUUGGAUUUCUCCGAAAAACGCGGCGGUGGCGGAUGAGAUUCGGGACGCCGUGAACGCGGUGACGAUUUUGGGCGGUGGUGCGAUGUGCGCGGAGAGCGUGGAUUCCAUCGGACCCGACGGAAACAAGCGCACGGCGGUGGUGUGCGAGAAAUUAUCGCCGACGCCGGACAAGUAUCCGCGUCGCGCGGGCAUGGCGAAGAAGCGUCCGUUAUAG
Molecule: messenger RNA, 618 nt
Organism: Ostreococcus lucimarinus CCE9901
Lineage: Eukaryota; Viridiplantae; Chlorophyta; Mamiellophyceae; Mamiellales; Bathycoccaceae
Exons: 1
Coding region: 1-618 (205 amino acids)
Biological process (GO): rRNA processing
Cellular component (GO): cytoplasm; cytosol
Molecular function (GO): rRNA (guanine-N7-)-methyltransferase activity
Source: RefSeq, a predicted model, not a curated record